CUCAAUUCUGUGUACAAUGUAUUGAUAAUGCAUUGGAGCGAAAUCGAGGCCUAAUUGCACGGUAGGAGCUGAGUGUGAUGUGCACAUAACACCGAGAGAAAAUAUUCUGAUGAUGAAUUAGAGAUUGGAAAGAUAAGAAGAAAGAAGAAUAAGUUGAUACAUACGUAAACAGAGUCUCCUUUCCCUUCUUUCCUUGGUUCAGAAUAGUCACAAGGCGCCGUUAGGAAAGGCAAUGCUUGUCAUGCCUCUUUCUCUCCGCAACGAGUCAUUGCUCAUAUUUUUUUUACACUUUUUUCAUUUUUUUCUUUUUUUUUUCUUUCAUUUUUAUAAAUCUUCAAACGUAACAAUGCUUCAUCGUCAAAGAGAUUUCGAAAGGGUUUUGGAGACGAGGUCGACUUAGACAGAACCGGCUUUCCUUUUGAUGAUCCCUGACGAAGAGUGGGAAGAGGCGUGGGGAAGAGAAUGCAGAGGAGGAAGAAAGAGAGGGAUUACGAAUGGAAAGGGAAUGGAUAAAUGGGAGAAAGGAUGAAAUGGAGAAAAGGGAAAGAGAGGGGAGGAUGCGGAGAAAAAGAGGGCAAAGGAGAAAAGGGUAACCAAAGAAGAAAAGGAGGUGAGGAGGGGGUGAGGAUAAAGAGAAGAGAGAAAAAAAUGUAAGGGAAAAAGUGGAAUAGGGAAACGAGAAGAAGGACGGGCAAAAAAUGGAGACUAGGAUGUGAAAGGAAACCAAAGAAGAAGAGGGAGAGAGAAGGGGAGGGAGAUGGAGAAGAUGCAAAUCAAGAAAUGGAGGGAAACCAAACACAGGGCGAAAGGGAGGCGGGCUUUGUACAAGGAAGAAGAAGGUUAUCAGGCGAUGCAGCGGUGUCGAAGAGGAGAGGGAGGUGGCUGGGUAUAAGAGGACGGGUGCCCGGUGGAGGCGCAGUAACACGCUCGCCCGCGCCCUCCACACGCCUCUCCCUGCCUGCGCUCGCAAGGGCUUCGCUCUGGGCUUCACCGUUACAGGCAGGCGAAGCGCUGGUCGAAUUAAGCUUCGUGAAAAGGAUAAUCCACUUCCUUGUUUGUGCCGCAUUUCGUGAAUCUGUUCCGCGUGUGGGGCUACCCUCGUGGUCGCCAGAAUCAGCGCCCACGCCCUCGGCCGGUCAGCGGCGUUUCCUGUGGCGUCCGCCUUCGUCAAGCCGGUUCCUUCACUCUCCCGCGUCCAUCUCGGUUCUCUCGCGGGCCCCGGACCGCCAUGGCCGCCACCGCCUUCAUCCUGGGCGCCGUCGCGGCGACCGGGGGCUUCGCGGUGCUGGCGGGAAGCUCCGCUCUCGCCGGCAUCCUCUGGGAGGGCCGCGGCCGCUACGGACGCGGUCGCUACCAAUAUAAGGAUCACAAAGGCUACGGCGAAGAGGAGAAGGAUGAGGAAAAGAAAAAGAAGGAGGAGGAAGAAGAGAAAAAGAGACGCAAAAAGAAGGACAAGGAACGGAAGCAGGGAAAAGGACCCGGGGGAUUCAGCCUCAGACACGACCGCUCCGUACCCGAAGGAGACGCAGGCGGCGACGCAUCAGCCACCGAAGAACAGCUCCUGAAUGGGCUCAGGCGGGAGGACGCGGCAUGGUGCGGCCUCAGGCUCCUGUGCGAGCUGGCUGCGACGGCGGAGGCGAACGCAGAGGACCUCGGCGAGGAGGAGCUAGCGCUCCUCAACCUCAUCGGUCCCGUGGCAAAGCCCGGCGAGGGGCUCCUCCCUCCCGCCGGCGCCCUGGAGGAGUCCCAAGCGACCGGACGAAGCGGCCUCCGGAAAGACGCCUGCGCAGAGGCCUUCCAACUGUGUCCUCUUGACGCACUGAGGAUCCUUCGCGGUGGAGCGGGAUUUCUCCCCUGA
Messenger RNA from Penaeus monodon (black tiger shrimp), 1858 nucleotides. RefSeq lists its product as uncharacterized. NCBI's taxonomy places the organism in Eukaryota, Metazoa, Arthropoda, Malacostraca, Decapoda, Penaeidae. Bases 1229 to 1858 code for a protein of 209 amino acids. The transcript is spliced from 2 exons. The record is from RefSeq and is a predicted model, not a curated record.